Helianthus annuus (common sunflower) is the source of this 1284-nucleotide messenger RNA. RefSeq names its product plasmodesmata-located protein 6. Gene Ontology annotation, cellular component: plasmodesma. The transcript is spliced from 3 exons. Lineage: Eukaryota; Viridiplantae; Streptophyta; Magnoliopsida; Asterales; Asteraceae. The record is from RefSeq and is a predicted model, not a curated record. The coding region runs from base 35 to 1141 and encodes 368 amino acids.
ACUAAAAGAUUGAAACUAUUUUCUCUAGCUAAAAAUGUUACAAGCUGUCUCUCUUCUAUUCCCCAUAUUAUAUUUCAUGCUCCCCCUCUUAUCAGUUUCUACCGCAAACUCCAAUGUAUAUGUUCAAUGCUCUCAACUUAACUUCACCUCAAUGACACCCUACGAGUCAAACGUAAACUCGCUAUUUGCUUCCUUAGUCGACUCGGCCUCUCUAUACAACUUCAACAAAUUCGAAACUUCCCCACAAAGCGAUGCUGCAGUUUAUGGCCUCUUCCAAUGUAGAGGUGACCUUAGCUCCCCCAAUUGCAAAGAUUGUGUGGCCAACUCUAUAAGUCAACUCAAGACAGCUUGUCCUAUGUCCAAAGGUGGUGAAAUACAGUUAGAUGGAUGUUUUGUGAAGUACGAUGAUACGUCAUUUUUUGGCGGCCAGAACAAGAUGGAGGUGUGUAGGAAAUGUGGCCCUUCGAUCGGCUAUAAUUCUGAUGUGAUGAACCGUAUAGAUAGUGCGUUGGCGUAUCUAGUUGGUGGGAACGGACAAUACUUUCGUGGGAGUGAUUUUGGGAGCAUACAAGGUGUGGCACAGUGUGUACAAGAUUUGAGUUUAAGCGAUUGUCAAGAUUGUCUUGCCGAGGCAAGUGGACGGUUGAGAUCAGAGUGUGAGACAUCAACCUGGGGUGAUAUGUACCUUGGAAAAUGUUAUAUCCGAUAUGCUGAACAGGGUAACUUAAAUAUUCCAGAUGACAACAGUAACCCUAAUUUCAAUAAAAGGAGUGGGAAAAGGAGUAAGAAACUGGGGUGGAUUUUGGGUAUUAUUGGCUCCUUCUUUGGUGGGGGAAUAGCUUUUAGUGUGACUACUAUUGUGGUUUGCGCUUGCAAUUGCUGUAAUACAAACGUAUACAUCAAUAAAAUAAAAAAGUUGAAGUUUAAAAAGAAAGCAGUCGAGAAAGAAAGGGAUUCAGCCAAAUCAGAAGCAAAAACAGCGAAAGAAAAGGCAGCAAAGCUCGAGAAAGAAAAAGAAGAACAGAUGAAGAAAUGUGGUCCUUGUGUACCGCCACCACCGCCUCCUUGUUCUUACUUGGCAGUGCCGGCUCCAUGUACUUACGGGCCACCUCCGAAUCCAAAUACGUGUUUUUACUUGUAAAAUUAUUCGUGUGCUUCAAAAUGAAAACAUGUGUGAAAAUCCAAAGAAUUAUCCGCCUUUUACUUUUCACUCAGUCUUUUGUUUGGAUCAAAAUGUAAAUUUACGCUGAUGAAUAAUUCGCAAUGUUUGUGUUGUAUCUUUCA